GAGAGAGAGAGAGAGCGCGCGCCACAGAGACGGAGCCGGCGGAGAGAGGUGAAGGAGGAGGCGGGAGAGCACCACGCUCCCGGUCCGCCCCCGAGUUGCAGCGCGAGCCAUUUAGCGGUAAGAGCUGGGCCAGCUGUAGAGCGCGCGGGCGCGUGUACGUGCAAACCCACUCACCGCCGCUGCCGACCCCCCGCCCCGCCCCGCCCCCCUACGCUGAGAAAAAACCCAUUACCAAAUACAGAGCCCGAGCGCACGCGGGGAUGCGAUGGCUGCGGCAGGGGCGGCAGGAGCGGCAGCCUUGGAUUGUGUUCACGACGCAGGGCGCGAGAGCGGCACAACCUCGGGAGAAGCGGACACCGCGCGCACUCGAUCUCCACGCCGCGCGACCAUUAGCGCGCAGUUCCUGCGAGUGAGCCCGCGAGGCGGCGUUUGACGUCCCCUGCCCCCUAUUUUUAAUUUUCUUUUUUUUUCUCCUUCUUUCUCGCGAGGAUCGCCGAGCAGUCUUCUUCUAUUCGGUUAGUCGUUUUUUUUCUUCUUCUUUUUUGGUGCGCAGCUGCGAGCGGAGACAGACCAGUCUCCAGCCGGUCGCACCGACGACGAGAGCGAGCGACAACCGUGGAAACGACACUGCUCAUCUCCGCCGUCAAAAUAUCACGCACGGAUCUGGAAUGGCCCAGUAGCCUCCGCACUUUAUCCCGAUCCAGUGGCGCCGCGCUCGGGGAUACCCGAGAGCAUCCCUCCAUCCCACCUAAUCCCCCCCCCCCCCCCCUCCCUCUCUCUCUCGCCCUCUCCCUGUCUCUCUUUCAACCUCUCUCACUCCAUCAUAUGCUUAGAGACCCCAAAGGGUCCGAUCUAGUCAGGGACCAAGGGGGAGGAGGAGGAGGAGGAGGAGGAGGAGGGAGGCUGCUCGCGGUGCCGUGGUGGAGACGCACCCUCACGCGUGGUGAGGGGCUCGGCCGAAGCGCCGCUGUGUCGGAGGAUGCUGCGGGAGUAGAGUAGAGCGGCUCACGGCGGAAGAUGGGGAAGGACCAGGAACUGCUGCAGGCGGUUAAGACCGAGGACCUGCUCACCGUGCAGAAGCUGCUGCAGAGGCCCCGGCCGGGGAAAGCAAAGCUCCUCGGUUCUGCAAAGAAAGUGAACGUCAACUUCCAGGACACAGACGGGUUUUCUCCACUGCAUCAUGCGGCUCUCAAUGGCAACCUGGAGCUCAUCUCUCUGCUGCUGGAGUCACAGGCCGCGGUUGACAUCAGAGACCAGAAGGGUAUGCGGCCUCUGCAUUACGCAGCCUGGCAGGGGAAGGCGGAGCCCAUGAAGAUGCUGCUGAAGUCCGGUUCGUCCGUCAACGGCCAGUCGGAUGAAGGACAGAUUCCUCUCCACCUGUCGGCGCAGCACGGCCACUACGACGUGUCUGAGAUGUUGCUGCAGCACCAGUCCAACCCGUGUAUUGUGGACAACGCAGGGAAAACACCUCUGGACCUGGCCUGUGAGUUCGGCAGAGUUGGGGUGGUCCAGUUGUUGCUGUCCAGUAACAUGUGUGCUGCUUUGCUGGAGCCCAAAAAAGGAGACACCACUGACCCCAACGGGACGUCCCCUCUUCACCUGGCUGCCAAGAACGGACACAUAGAUAUUAUCAGACUGUUGAUCCAGGCAGGCAUCGACAUCAACAGACAGACCAAAGCGGGCACUGCCCUGCAUGAAGCUGCUCUCUGUGGCAAGACCGAUGCAGUGAGACUCCUGCUGGACAGUGGUAUCAAUGCCACAGUGAGGAACACGUACAGCCAGACUGCGCUGGAUAUCGUCUACCAGUUCACUGCAACACAAGCCAGCAGAGAGAUCAAGCAACUGCUGAGGGACGCGUCAGCGGCCCUUCAGGUUCGAGCUCUGAAAGAUUACUGCAACAACUACGACCUGACCAGCCUCAACAUCAAAGCAGGAGAUGUUAUUACGGUUUUGGAGCAGCACCCUGACGGACGCUGGAAAGGCUGUAUCCAUGACAACCGCACAGGAAAUGAUCGGGUGGGCUACUUCCCAUCCACCAUGGUGGAAGUCAUCAGCAAGCGCACAGAAGACGAACAUGAACCCCCCACUUCAAUGGAGCUGCACUGUGGCCAACAGUCACAAAACUGUCAUCACACUCGUCAGAUCCCAGGUUUGGCCAGCACAGUCAUUUGCACUCAACAGUUUCAAAAGAUACCGCUGGUUCCCCCGGCGACGGUUGCCCCUGCCAACGCGGUAGUCAACGGCAACGACACCACGUUUCAUCAGAUCCAUAUCCUGCCUCCACCGCCUCCUCCUCCACCACCACAUUCCCAUCAGCCACUGCUUCCACUUUUCACUUCCUUUGGCUAUAACAGGUCGCCCGUGACAACCCCACAGGGAGACACACCCACUGCCCCAGGUUGUCGCGGUUCAGAGGCAAGUCCUCACAGCUCUCCCACCCCGUCCAGCGGGCCCCAUGGAGGCUCCAACGAAGAGAUCUGGGUACUGCGCAAGCCCGUGGCAGGCGGAGACCGCAGCAGUUUGGGCAGUUCCGGCAGUGUCGCCAGUGUGAGGUCGUCAGGCAGUGGUCAGAGUGCCGGCAGUUCCUCACACAUCCUCCAUGCACAGGCUGAAGGGGUUAAGCUUCUAGCCACAGUCUUGUCCCAGUCUGCCAAAGCUAAGGAGCAUCUACUGGAGCAGGCAAAGUCCGUGGACCAACCUCCAGCAGGUUCUGCCAACUCCUCUCGGACAUCGAGCCAAUCGGGCUGUCCGCUCCACGAAGCGCCGCCUUACGACGCCACGGCAAACAGGAAGGGGGAGGUGCCAGGCGAGGGGAAGAGCUCAGAGGCCGUUGUCCAAUGGCUGAGCGACUUUCAGCUGCAGGUCUACGCUCCAAACUUCCUGGGCGCUGGGUAUGACUUGCCCACCAUUAGCCGAAUGACCCCAGAGGAUCUGACAGCUAUUGGAAUAACUAAACCAGGUCACAGAAAGAAAAUGUCAUCCGAGAUUAACAAGCUAAGUGUCACAGAGUGGCUGCCAGAUCAGAAACCUGCCAAUCUAGGAGAGUGGCUUUCUGCUAUUGGUCUAAGCCAGUACCACCAGGUGUUAGUGCAGAACGGUUAUGAGAACAUCGACUUCAUCACUGACAUCACUUGGGAGGACCUGCAGGAAAUAGGCAUCAGCAAACUGGAAUUCCACUCUGUUGAUGUUAAAGGCCACCAGAAGAAGCUGAUGCUGGCGGUGAAGCGGCUGGCCGAAAUGCAGCGUGGUUCGGAUGGGCGGGGUUCCCUCCGAAAGAAGCCCCCACCAAUCACGCAGCAGCAGGAAGUCGCGUCUGUGGACGGCCCGCCUCCAGACGAGCUCAUGUCUCCCAAGAUGAGCACCUUCCAGGACAGCGAGUUGAGCACAGAGCUACAGAGUGCCAUGACCCAGCCAGCUCAGGAGGUCAAAGCUCAACGAACACGCAACCUCAGCAAAGACCACGAUGAGGCGAUGGCGGGAGGCGGGGGAGGAGGUACUGGGCCGCCUAAGAAGGAGGCGCGGACUAUGAGGCAUCAGAGUAGCCAGGGAAGCACCUCCUCCCACAGGGGCAGUGUCUCCUCUCAAGGCAAACACCGUCACUCCCACUCCCAUUCCCAGCCCGCCCCUCCCUACACGCCCCCCCACACCCCUACCAAGUCUAGAACCUCAUCUUCCUCCUCCACUUCCUCCGUGCAGAGCACAGCUUCCAUGCAGUCCAAACCCAAGCCAGCCCCCCAGUUCAUCCAUGGGGAGAGACCUCAGUCGCCGCGCUCACACCCCCCUCAGUCUCCGACCCACCGUGGAGCUCCAGGUAUCCAGCCUCAGCCUCAGCCUCAGCCUCAGCAGCAGCAGCAGCAGCAGCAGCAGCAGCAGCCUCCAGUCCAGCCAACUCAUCAGGCACACCCUCACCACCCACAGACACAGGUGAUGGAGGUCAGGGAGAGCCAGCAACCACAGGUCCCUCUCCUCUGCCUCCCACCAGAGGCUGAGAUGGCAGAGGGAGAAGGAGCGGAGCCCACAGCGCUCCAGACGAAACGCGCGCACAGUCUCAACCGAUACGCCGUGUCAGAUGGCGAGUGUGAUGAGCGGGCGGGACGGGGAGGUGGAGGAGGGGAGGGAGAAGCAGAAGCAGCCGAAGGUCAGAGCUCAGCUGUCGCCAGAGGGGAAAGAGUUAAAUAUGCCACGGUGACCGGCCGCGUCAGCCGCAGCCACUCCGUCCGCAACCAGGACAAAAAUCGCAACCAGACGCUGUCCUUCGCUCUGCGCCAGAAGAAAAAGGGCCCGCCCCCACCCCCGCCCAAACGCUCCAGCUCGGCCAUCUCCACCUCCAACUCCAACCUGUCCGACGCCAACGCACAGCAGCACACGCCCACUACGACGGGGGGAAUGCUGGACGUGCCUUACCACCAACAGCGGCGGGCCAGCGAUCUCGGGGUGUCUGUGGAAACGGGUGUCGUGGAGACGAACAGCGUGGGUAGUGUGAGGAGCAUCGCUGCCAUGUUGGAGAUGUCUUCUAUAGGGGGUGGACCCAAAGGCAUGGCGCUGCAGAAGAACUUCCUGCAGGUGGGGAAGACACACGAUGCCAUUGGUCUGGACGGCGAAGUGGUGAACAGACGGCGGACCAUCAGUGGACCCGUCACCGAGCUAGUGGCGGCUGCCAAGCGCAACCAGCCGACUCCCUUCCCUCUCCCAUCGCCCUCUGUCCAACCGGAAACCUCCCCUCCCGUGGUGAAUUCGUCCUCGCCCCACCCUCCGUCCUCGCCCCGCCCUCCGUCCUCCCCCCACCCCGGCUCGGGUGGCAGCGGCAGCUCCUCAGAGAACUUGCCGUUUGCCGAGGAAGGAAGCUUGACUAUCCGUCGCCAGGGUCGAGGAGAAGGAGAAGGACAGUGUGUAUUUUGUGUUUGUCUGCAGGGCGAUGACGAGGGUCCCCAGGGAGACGGUGGCUACACCCAGGAGGACAUCGCCAGCGUUGAGGCUACUUCCACCUUAAAGCGGCGGCCCCGCGGCUCCAAGUCCCACCCCAAUGGCUCCGACUUCACCCUGCAGGAGUCGUCUACGGUCAAGCGGCGACCCAAGAGCCGCGACAAGGAGCCCGAGGGCUACGCAGACCUGGCCGCGGCUAACGGAGAGCCUGUGGGAACCGGGCCACCAAACACCACGCAGCCGGUACCUUACCAGAACGGCACUGCCACCAUGAAACGCCGCCCGGUGUCCGAUACUGGAGUGACGGAGCAACCGCAACCGCAACCGCAACCGCAACCUCAACCUCAACUGCAACCUCUAGCUCAACCUCAAGCUCAACCUCAAGCUCAACCUCAAGCUCAACCUCAAGCUCAACCCCAGAUGGCUGCUGCUCCUCGGAGGGACAGUGUGGACCAAGGAGCUCCAGUAGUCAACGAAGGAGGUCCGCCUAGGAAACCGAAGCCGCCAGUCUCCCCCAAACCUAUAGUGGGGCAGAUUAAGAGACAAGCGGGCCCACAGACUCCCCCACAGCCGGGGUCCAACAAGAGGGUCCCCCUGCCAGGCCCCGGGACGCCAGGAAGCCCAGGGGAAGGAAAGAAGAUCCCUCCGCCGGUCUCGCCCAAACCAGUGCCGCCGCCAACGGCGCCCAAACCGACCAAGCUCAUCCACUCAAUGACCAGCCCCCCCUCCCCGAACCCGGCCCCCGCCCCAGUGAAACAGCACUCUGCGGUGACCCGACAGACCAGCUCGCCCCCCUCCUUCCCUCCCUCCAACACUCCCAGCCUACCGAAUGCCAAGCCGCCGAGCCCGUCUUCCCAGAGCCCCCACACCCCGCAGACCCCUACCACACCACAGACGCCCCAGACCCCAGCCACUCCCAGUCCGACCCCGCCGCCCGUCAAGCCCCCUCGGUCCUCCAUCGGUGGGGUGUCUGUGGACAGCGGGAUGGUCGGCGGCGGGGUGACGACGCCGGUUGCAACAACCACGCCGGACUUGUGCGUGGAGUCUCUGGUGCAUCAGAAGCUGGAGGAGACCAGCGCAUCGCUGGCCGCAGCUCUGCGGGCUGUGGAGGAUAAGAUCCUGCGGCAGGAAGACUCUGUGACCGAGCAGAAGACCACGGUCAGCAUCCUGGACGACAUCGGCAGCAUGUUCGAUGACCUGGCCGACCAGCUGGACGCCAUGUUGGAGUAACCACGGACACCCGUCAGCAUGUCUCCACGGCAACGCCUCAGCAGGACUGACUCAGAUGGCACAAUGGGCAACAAUGCCUCUCUAUCUCUCUCACCCUGUCUCUCUCUCUCCAUCUCUUCAGCCGCUUUUCUUGCAUUGUGCGCAUCCCCUCCCCACUCUCGCUGUCGUCCGUCCGUCCAUCCAUCCAUCGCUCGCUGCUCUGGAAAAGCCUCCUUCAUCCUCCUGUUCCUCUCCUCCGCCAUUGCUGAUGGAGAAAGGGAUGAUGUAGCGGUGACACGGGGUGUGGAUGGGACAUGUGGCAGAGAGAGACAGUGGAUCGAGAGCGAGACACUGAAAAGAGAGAGGUUUAAAAAAAAAGGACCAAAAAGGACCGAUGAAGAGAGAGAAAGAAAAAAAAUUCCUCAGACAGAGAGAUGAAGAAAUGAAACAAAAUGGAGGAGACUGCAAUCAACACAUGGCUCUUUUAUGGACCCCGUGUGGACUCGAACAAACAAACGAAACUAAUAACGACUGAAAAAAACCAACUGUGUGAUGAAUCAUAUAGUAUGGUAUGUGUACAUUCUAAGCAUGGAGAGUUUAUAUCUACUGAAAAAGUCCUGCAUUAGCACACUAAUAUAUAAUAUACCGAUAAAUAUGAAACUCUAGCGCUUUGGUUUGAUGUCUUGGUUCUGUGUGGAAUGGUGACCUCUGGUGUUGUGACGAUGUAAAUGACUUGGUGGAAACAUUUUUAUCUGUGACCAAAACGAGACUAUUCAGCUCCUCAAUUGUGUGUGUGUGUGUGUGUGUGUGUGUGUGUGUGUGCGUGUGCGUGUGUGGGCGUGUGUGUGUGUGCACGUAUGUGUAUGUUUAUGAGUGUAGGGACCUUUUGACAGGUGUGUGUAUGUUAACGUCUGGGUUCAGCUCGUGGAUCGUUGGAAUUUCCUGAUCCAAUCCAGUUUCCUGUCCUGGCUGCAUCCAUCCUCGUCAUCACCCUCAACACACUCACUCACUCACUCACACACACACACACACACACACACACACACACACACACACACACACACACACAGGAGAAGCACAAUGACACAUGCAGCUAGCUUGCACGCACGCACACACACACACACACACGGGAGCCUGCACAAUAUAAACUAAACUGAGGGAAAUGGAGGGAGAGAGACAAAUGGCAAAAGCAGGAUGACUUGGAAAGCAGAUGUUAGGUCAUGUUGGCAUCAAAGGAAGAUUUCAGGAUGCAUUUGAAAGAGUUUGGGGGCACAAGGCCAGGUAGGAGGCAGUAGAGUUCCUCAGGAGGUCAGAGGUCAGAUCAGCCUCACACGGUCCAAGCUCCCCCUGCACAAUACAACACAAGCACCAGAGCCCGAGCCCUCCGUCCGGAGAGAGAGGGAGCAGUGCCAGUGGACCCAGCCUCACCCAGACACAAAGAGAAACAGCCGACUGACUUUUUGAUUUUGAAAUUCAGACGCUGAAAAUCUUUGACGUGGUGAAUAUUCCUUUCCAGACAUUUUAAAGCAGGGAUGCACCGAUCCAGCUUUUUCCCUUUUGCUGAUACGGAUCACCAAUCCAACGUUAGCGCAUUCGUUAUUCAAACGUCUUUUAGAAUAAAAAAUACUCUCAUUUGAACAUUACGUUUUUCUAACAUGAUUUCAUAAUUUAAAACAACCUCAUCUAAUUUUUUUUUUUAAUCUAGAAUCCAUGACUAUCCUAAAGAUUUCUUCUCUCUACUACGUAGUUGAACUGCGGAAACUUUUUAAAAAAUGCAGUUCACGUGCAUUGAAGGAUUCCAGUUUCCACCUUUAUUUAAGUUGUGUACGGUCGGACCAACGAUUGGCUGCCGGAGCCCGUUGUGAUGUCACAAACUCCUGCUGGCACAACUGCGUGUUACACUCAGAUUUACAAGAUUUGCGGUGAGCACAGGGGAAACGUCGGCCCUCCAGCGGAUGAAUGUGAAAACAGCCUUCUGGUGUCAUACGUGAAUCUGUAAACUCUAUUUUGGGGGAAUUUACUGGAAUCGUUUUCAAGUCAGGCAAUACUGAAUUUAUACUGAAUUCCAGUGAUGCAAUGACUGUAUUUAAUGUGGACUGGUACCAUGUGACCUAUAGCCAAUCCAGUUAAUAACAUCCGUAUCAGCCCAGUGUGGUGCAUCCCUACUUUUCAGAUUCCUGCAUUGAAUCAUUCUUGUCAAAUAUUUAACUUUGAUUAAUUUCUGCAGGAUAGAAAAAGAAAAAAACGAACCCCCUCCCUCACACCUCAGCUGAUUACUCUUCCUUCUUUACCUCCCUCAUCGCACUCUCUCCCAACCACCCGCCCCCCUGCUGCCAUGACAAUCUACAUCAUCUCCCCCGCCAUCCUCAUCAGGCAUCACCGUGGCUACCGCACAGUGUGUUGCCAUGACGGCGUUUUUCAUGAGAUUUGAAGAAAAAAAGGUGUCAAGAUGGAGCAAGCGGCGGUCGGGACCUAGUGAAGCCGGAUGUUUGUUUGUUUUUUCCCCCCGUGCAACGUUAAGUUCCUCAAGUUUGCACCUUGGUCCAUUAACAAGAUCUCGGUUUCACAGUCCCACAGCGGCCGCACUCCUUAUAUCGAUGAAUAAGAAUCCAGAGAAUAGUUGUGGUAUUUAAAUUAUGAUCACAUAGAAAUUAUAUAUAUAUGGAUAUUUGCAAAAAAACAAAAACAAAGUGUAUUUAUGAUGUGUGUGUGUGUGUGUGUCACCCUGAAGACUAUUUUUCAAAGUGAACAGAUCUAAUAUGAGUGUUGAGUCCGUUUGCUUCUCCAUGCUUAAGUGGUCUGAGCUGAUCAUUGUAGGAUACCAUGUCGGGAUAUUUCCAGGAAGUUAUCUUUUUUUCCCCCCCCUCCUCUGCCUACAUGUGUCCAGGUGUGGCAAUGUGUAAAAUGCGAGCAAUUCUUGUUGGUAAGUUGUAUGAUUUUUUUAUUUUUAUUGUCUUAAAUGCAAUAUUCAGUUGUUUGUUUUUUCCUUUGAAACAUGUGCCUUGCUUUGUGAUGUUGGUCUGACUACAAUACAGUAGAUGGGUAUGUACAAAAUGUGGGGAUCUUUCUCUUUCCUCAUCAUGAAACUAGAGACGCCGCCUCGCAGUACGCACUGUACUGUGAGCUUCCAACAACCAGUCACAUUGCAGGAGAUAUGGUCACAUGGUCUCCCGUUGUGGUCCCAGUGACCUUUGACCAGCUACAUCUCAUCAGUCCAAGUGGACUUUGGUGCCAGACGGAAUGAUGAAAUUCCCGAGAUACCGCAUGGACAAAAAAAAAAAAAAGGGAAGGACGAGAUGUCGCAGUAACCUUAACCUUUGACCUUUUAACACAAAAUCAAAAUCACAGUCAAGGUUCAAGCUCAACUUUAAAGAAAUUGCCCCGAGGCGGUGCUAAGAUGCCGAACGCACAACCCGAAAACACGAUGUGUCCUUUCACAGCCGUCGUCGGAGCGGAGGCAUUGAAGUUAUAAAAAGUCAUUAGAUCUACACACAAAAACAAAUAGUCAAUAGUGACAUCUUUUCCACCACUUGCAAGUCUUUUCCACCUGAUUGGACAGUUAGCGAUUUAUUCCAAUAACACAACCUGCAACAUCUGCGUCUCCCAAGUUUGCUGCACUACGUUGUCAGAACAUUGAAGGUAGUGAUAAAAUAGUCUCACACACUUUCUUCCCUUGAGUCAGAUGAGAAGACUGACACCGCGCUUACGUCUGAGUGAACAAAGGUGAGCUUAGCUUUGCGUGAAGACCUGAUUAAGGGGGGAAAUAAGAUAACCAGCUCACUAAUGAUCAUCUUGUUGAUUUGAUUCGUGUGAAAAUGAACCGCUGCGGUUUUCACUAACCUUUGUCCUGUUAGUGAAUUGAGUAAUACAUUAUAUUUUACCGACUACAACACGUGUCAAAUUUAAUCUGUUAGAAAAUAAAAAAUCUGGCAGGAAAGCAUGUCAAACACAAUGGUUAUCUGAAAUUGACAGCAUAAAAUGACGUUAAUCUGGUAAACUCUGUGAUGCAGGGCAUCAUAACUACCAUGGUAGCUUUCGACAACGCCUCCGCCCCGACAGCUGAAGUUUACAGACGUCGGCCCGCCGUGUCAGAGCAACACUUUGCCUUUUCUCCUCCUUCCUUACGUUGGUCUCACAUAGGUCAUCUCUCAUGUUGUAGGCGCUAUUUUGAAGUGUGUGUGUGUGUGUAUGUGUGGGGCUGAGGUGAGGGUGGGCUUCAGGUCAGGCUACAAAGAUGAAAUACCCCAGAUGGUUAAAAAAAACAAAAAAAAACAGAUGGUCAAAUAUGUCGUGGAGCAAAAGUGGUUCAUGUUAAUAUUUUUUUUCGUUAUGGAAAGAAAAGAAGACAAAAAAGUCAAACUGUUUUUUAUUUAAUUUCCCACCUGUGCUGAUCUGAACAGAUUUUGGCCUGGUGUCUCCUCCGCUCUGCAGCGACCGUGUGCGAGUCCUCGAUGAGCUGAGCGUGUGUUUACGUGUUGCUCUGCUUUCGACUGUAUGAAGCCUGUGUGUGAGCGUGAGCGUGAGCGGACAGUGGUGUGUGCUUGCAGUGACUGCAUCUUAUGGCCAUCUGCUCUGAAUAAAUAAAUGUUAUAUACAAAA
This is a messenger RNA of Scophthalmus maximus (turbot), 10731 nucleotides long. It is a transcript of the gene caskin1, whose product is annotated as CASK interacting protein 1. The record is from RefSeq and is a predicted model, not a curated record. The coding region runs from base 1018 to 6153 and encodes 1711 amino acids. The transcript is spliced from 25 exons. Gene Ontology annotation, molecular function: protein binding. NCBI's taxonomy places the organism in Eukaryota, Metazoa, Chordata, Actinopteri, Pleuronectiformes, Scophthalmidae.